This is a messenger RNA of Caenorhabditis sp. 36 PRJEB53466, 2654 nucleotides long. NCBI's taxonomy places the organism in Eukaryota, Metazoa, Nematoda, Chromadorea, Rhabditida, Rhabditidae. The record is from the annotation of a GenBank genome assembly.
AUGAAAAUGUCAAAGUGUCUGUCGCUUCUGAUUCCAAUUUUCAUCAUCUUUCUGGGUGCCACGUCACAAGAAAUGACAAAAGCUCAGUGUGAGUUCGAGUAGAAUUAGAACUAUUAAGAGCGAUUUAAUUGACGCUUCAGAUGCCACUUACAACAAGUUUCUGGCCGAUCAAAAACGACUUUGGGACGACUUGUUCACCGGCUACGAUCCGACAAUCAGUGCCAUCUAUACUUUGUGUACGUGUUUCUCGGUCAAUUUUGAACAUUUUUCAAAUGUUAAAAAACGAAUCGAAAGAUAAUGUCAUGCUCUACAACUUGUUUGUUGAUCAUUUGUCAAGAGCACGCUCCUGUGUCGAGAUAUUUGGCCUUGACAGCAAAACACUCAUGUUUCUAGUAAAUCAACAAUAUCAUGAAAAGUGAUAAACCGCAAAGUUUUAGAGAAUACAAUUCUCUAUCGAUUGGUUUUUUAACUUUUGAAAAAUCUUCAAAACUGACCGAGAAAAACUGUGGUUCAGAUGAUUCCGAAUGGAUAAAUCAGAGCGCUACCGUACACCCGCCAAUCACAGUUCUCAACUUAACCAUGGCAAUGCUGAAACUGGUGGAUGUGGUGAAUAUUGUCCGUCAAAAGUUUCCCCGGCCGAUAUUGUCGACGUUGUAGGUGGAGGUCGAGGAGAAAGUCACGUUUCUGUUCGACUACAUCGCCGAGUGGACGGACACGCGGUUGCGAUGGAAUCCACUCGAAUACGGUGGAAUUAGCCACAUUUACGUGCCGCACGAGAAGAUUUGGCUGCCCGAAAUCACUAUUGUCGACGCGCACGAGGUUAAGUUUUUCAAUUCGGAAGACGCUCCACCCACUGCGUGGAUCAAUUACAACGGCAGCACCGGCUUCUACACUUCCACAGUCUCGUCCGUCAUUUGCACAUUGGAUGUACGUACGGCUGUCUAGACAGAACGGCGCGCAGUCAAAGGUGUGGCCGUGGCCUAGGAAAAUGCUCGGCCUUAUAAUCUUCCUCUUUUUGCGAAACAUGCACACUUUCGAGGCUACGGCCACAUGUUUGACUGCGCGCUGUUAAGUUUAUAUGCUCUUUUAAGAUACUUGUUCCCUGGUCCACGGCGACCAAAUGUCUAGAAAGGGGCGUGGCCUAAUCUGAGACGCGUUUUCUGAAAAUUGCCGCAAUUCCAUCACUUUUCCGAUAUUUUUGUGUUUGAUAUCGACGAAAGAAGAGACAUUAAAGAGAGAAAACAGCGAAAUUUUCGUGAAAACGCCGCGUUUGAGACGUUUUUCGCAUAUUUCGCAAUACGCUCUCCGCGGCCAAUCGCCGCCGCAAUUUCGGAAUUUUCAUACCGGCCGAUCUGGAUAGUUUUAAGACGAAGUGAGUGUCGGAAGUGAUUAAGCACGUUAAUACAAGUAUUUUAGGCGUUCAAACGGCAAAAAGUGUCGGCGAGUGACUGAAAUUCGCGCAUUUUCAGCACAAAACUUGAAAAUCGAUUCAAUUGAUUGAAUUUCUGAAUGAAACCUGCUUGUUUUAAGCUCAAAAAGUGCGCGCGAUGAUCAGUUUAACAAAGUUAUGCAAUCGCAUCGUCGAAACCCGUACAAAAUUUGUGUAAUUUUUGACGAAAAACAUGAAAAAUGGGGUUAAAUUUCGAAUUUCGCGCCAAAAUGGUGAUAAACCGUGCACGCUAGGCCCCACGCCCCUUUCUACUAUACAAGUUGCAAAAGAAAAAGUGUACAUUUUGAGGUGUACAAAUUCCCGAUGGACAAGCACGAGUGCGGAGUGAACGUGCUCUUCCACACCUACUUCCCCAACGAGUAUCGCAUCCAAAGUUUCAAAGGAGACGUCGGAAAACCGUUGUCGCAGCUCGGAAACGGCGAGUGGGAAGUCACGUGGAUCGGUGUGUACGACGAUCCGCAGAGCGUCGCAAACACUUCGGCACUGCAGCGAUUCGACGCAAAAUUCUCGAGAAAUCCCGGAUUUUAUGUGGCCCUGGUCAUGGUCCCCGCGUAUUUCAUAAACGCUUUGUCGAUCAUCGCCAUCUUUACCAAUAUGGAGAACAUUGCGGAGAAGGUAGUGUUUAUUCGAAGCGAUAUAUCUCAACUGCCGGCGGAGUUUGCAAAAAGUUGUCAACUGACAAAAUGUUACUGGACAUAUUGUGCACAUUUUCUUAGUUGACCACUCAUUGAUAUCGCCACAGAUAGCUUCUCAAUUUCAGCUAACCGUGGGGCUCACAAACAUCAUGGCAAUGACAUUCAUCUUGGUGAUUUUGGCGGCAGAUUUACCGAAAACCAAAAAGAUUCCACUGCUCGGUUAGUUAGGGCUGGGCCUCAGACUUCGUGGACUUGGAUUGAAGCGUCUUGGGUCCAAGUUUGUUCGUUAAUACUUCCACUUUCAGCGAUCUACGUGAUAGUUGGCCUUGUAAUCGUCAUGGUCUCCAUCGCAAUUGUCCUAAUACUGAACCGCUUCAAAAAGUAUCAAAAAGCGCAGAAGAACAACGAGGAGAAGCCGGAGGCCACCAGGUACCGUAAUCCUCCAGCCGACGCCUCGAUGCUCUUUCAGAUGCCCGAUGAUUCUGGCGAAGAUCUUCCGAAUCGAGUACAUUCUGAUGUUCAUCUUCCAGCUCGCCAACUUUAUCAACUUUAUCAUUUUGUUCGUCUAA